ACUUUGCACUUUCAUUUAAGGAAAUGUUUUGCCUGUUGGAACCAUGCCAGAAGGUACAAUCGUAUGUAACUUAGAAGAAAAGACUGGCGAUCGUGGUCGUCUUGCAAGGGCAUCUGGAAACUAUGCAACAGUUAUUGCCCACAAUCAUGACACAAAAAAAACCAGGGUCAAGUUACCAUCUGGUGCCAAAAAAGUCAUUCCUUCCAACAAUAGGGCCAUGGUUGGUAUUGUUGCAGGGGGUGGUCGUAUCGACAAACCAAUUCUUAAAGCUGGACGUGCCUAUCACAAAUACAAGGUUAAGCGUAACUGCUGGCCCAAGGUACGUGGUGUUGCUAUGAAUCCCGUCGAACAUCCCCAUGGUGGUGGUAACCAUCAACACAUUGGUAAAGCAUCCACUGUUAAAAGAGGUACCUCUGCUGGUCGUAAGGUUGGUCUCAUUGCCGCCAGGAGAACCGGUCGUAUUCGGGGUGGUAAAGUGGAUGCCAAGAAGGAAGAUUAAAUUUAAAUUGUUAAUGCUUGAUAAUAUGUCAAUAUGUUUUUUCUGGAUCGUCUGUGAAGUAAAACUUGUGUUUCAUUAGAAAUAUAUUGACUUUGAUAAUUGAAA
Molecule: messenger RNA, 604 nt
Organism: Leptinotarsa decemlineata (Colorado potato beetle)
Lineage: Eukaryota; Metazoa; Arthropoda; Insecta; Coleoptera; Chrysomelidae
Gene: RpL8
Product: Ribosomal protein L8
Biological process (GO): cytoplasmic translation
Cellular component (GO): ribosome; cytosolic large ribosomal subunit
Molecular function (GO): RNA binding; structural constituent of ribosome
Source: RefSeq, a predicted model, not a curated record